Molecule: messenger RNA, 1833 nt
Organism: Mucor velutinosus
Lineage: Eukaryota; Fungi; Mucoromycota; Mucoromycetes; Mucorales; Mucoraceae
Exons: 7
Coding region: 1-1833 (610 amino acids)
Biological process (GO): mRNA splicing, via spliceosome
Cellular component (GO): post-mRNA release spliceosomal complex
Molecular function (GO): RNA lariat debranching enzyme activator activity; zinc ion binding; nucleic acid binding
Source: RefSeq, a predicted model, not a curated record
AUGUCUAGCAAUAUCAAGGUCCUUGUUACAGGGUCGACUAACGGCAAAUUUAAAAAUUUGUUUACCAAAGUAAAGCAAAUCCACGAGAAAUACGGUCCUUUUGACGUCCACUUGUGCACAGGCAACUUUUUUGGCCCUGAUAUUUCAGAGGAGGAUAUUCAAGAACUGAUCAGCGAUAAAAUUGACGUUCCUCUUAUGACCUAUUUCAUUAUUGGCGAUCAACCCUUCCCUGAAAGCGUCAAAAACCACAUUGCAACUACAGAUGGUGAAGUGUGUUCCAACUUGUACUAUCUCGGAAAACAAGGCGUAUUGAACACAUCAGAAGGGCUCAAGAUUGCCUUUAUUUCUGGUAAAUUUGACGAGCAAUCAACACCCAGCACCUACAACAAGAGCGAUGUGGAGAAGUUAUGCCUCACCAAACUACCUGCCACCUUGCCUCCUGGUGUGGACUUCUUGCUGUCUUACGAAUGGCCACAAGAUAUCACUGAAUUGACAGCGACUCCAAUGACACUUGACCAAGAUAAAUCAUCAUUGCACAUUUCAGAACUGGCAGCUGCUCUGAAGCCUCGAUAUCAUUUUGCUGCUGCUCAGAAUCUGUUCUAUGAACGCGAGCCAUACAAGAAUAUAGUGAGUGGAUUUGGACAAGAUGAAAGACCUGCAGACCACGCUACUCGAUUCAUUGGAUUGGGACAAGUGCUGAACAAGGAAAAGCAAAGAUGGUUUUAUGCAUUUAACUUGGUGCCCAUGUCGAAAGCAUCCAAAGAAGCACUCGAAAAUCUACCUGAAAAUACUACUGAAUGUCCAUUCGUGCCCUUAUUCACUGGAAACAAACGAAAGCACGCAGACAGUGCAGAAGUCAAUGGGUCUUUUUUCUGGGGCGAGGAUGCCAAGCGUGCAAAGAUAGUCGAUGUUCCUAGAGAAGGCUACGUUUGCAAAAAGUGCAAUAUCCCAGGCCACUAUAUUAAGGAUUGCCCACAAAUUGCCGCCGACUAUGUAUGCAAGAAAUGCAAUGAAAAGGGACAUAACAUCAGAGAUUGUCCUCAAGGCGGCGGCGGUGUGCCUCCUGAGGGAUACGUUUGCAACAUCUGUAAACAACCUGGCCAUUUCAUUAAGGAUUGUCCUGAUAGACAAGAAAGACAGCCUAGAGGAGAGCAGCCUAAAUUGGAUUCAUGCUGGUUCUGUUUAGCCAACCCCAAGGUUGAAAAGCAUCUAAUUGUAUCUAUUGGAACCGAGUUGUAUGCAACGCUUGCAAAGGGUCCUGUCAUCUCGCCCAACGACAAAGACUGCAAAGUUCCUGGUUUGGGCCACAUCCUGUUGAUUCCAAUCACUCACUACCCUACCUUUGGCAAGAUUCCAAUGGAGGCACAGAUUGAAGUGGUUUCAGAGCUUGAGAAAUAUAAGAGUGCCAUCCGUCGUCUAUUCGAUCAAUAUGAUCAGGAUAUGGUCCUAUUCGAAGUGUCAAGAGAGUCUUUCAGAGGCAUGGCUCAUGCUCAUAUUCAGGUGGUGCCUAUUCCAAAGUACAAAUCAGAUCAAGUAGAGAAGGUGGCUAGAGAACAAGCUGCACUAGCUGGUAUGGACUUUAUUGAUCAAGUGCCUCAAAAUCCUGAGAUUCCUUACUUUAGAAUGGAAUUGCCUGAUGGUAAAUCGCUCGUACAUUUGCUAAGACCUAAAGAACGAUUCAAUUUACAGUUUGGAAGAUUGGUAGUAGCACAUGUCCUGGGUGCUCCUGAACGUGAGGAUUGGAAGGCGUGUAGUCAAAGUGAAGAAGAGGAAAAGAGAGAUGCUGGUCUUUUCAAAGCUGCAUUUAAGCCGUUUGACUUUUCAUUGGAUUGA